Molecule: messenger RNA, 2115 nt
Organism: Atta colombica
Lineage: Eukaryota; Metazoa; Arthropoda; Insecta; Hymenoptera; Formicidae
Exons: 13
Coding region: 152-1999 (615 amino acids)
Biological process (GO): nucleoside metabolic process
Molecular function (GO): catalytic activity
Source: RefSeq, a predicted model, not a curated record
GCAGUGUGUUUGUCGAUCUGAGUGAAUUCGGGUGGAGGUUAGCGUCGCAUCUGCGUUCAUUGAAUCUUCUAAUUCAAUACUCCUUUCCAUAGUUUCUGUCACUUUUACGAAGGAAUAGCAGUAAUAGCAGGCAGAACGGAAUAUCGCGAAGAUGGGCGACAAAACUGAACACAUCGUCAUGACACCGAAAUGCAAGACAGCGAACUCCACGACAUUGAUAAUUGAGAGACAGGCUCUGCCGCCUGCAGAAAACGGGAAUGAGAACAAUGUCCAUAUCGCUGGUGGGGAUCACAAGGGGAUUGUUAUCAAUAAACAGGUUGUGGCUGUAACAAAUGGCGAGGUGCAGCCUGCCCAACUGUGCCUACAAUUUAGGGUGUUUCUUGUAAGCGCACAAACUGGAAAGCAUACACAAGAACAGAGAACUCUCCAAUUUUGGUUUGUCGACACACUCGCUGAGGCGGAACAGCCAAGCGUUGCGCAAGAAUUUUUCCGAGAACUCGUGACGCCGCAGGAGUUUCCUAGAGAUUAUGUGGGAUUUAUUAAAAAGAUAAUUAAAUUGAUGCAACAUAAAUAUCCCAGCAUUAAAAAACUAGAGGUGGAAUUGAGACAAUUGGAAGAGCCCAUUACUCUUCCAAGCAGGCCAUCUACUGGUCACUUACUAUUCACACUUCCUCUCUCUGAGAAAGUUAUGUGGAGAUCAGUAUCUACAGAUGAAAUAGUCAUGGGUCAAGUGAUUGAGCUAACAGUAGAAAAAGUUUUGGAACUUAUUGAGUCUGCCUAUCCAAAUCCUGUUACCGUGGUUGACAUUGCGAAGGAACAUGGAUGGGAGCUAUCAGCUGUGGAGGCCAAAUUAAAAGAGCUUCAAGAGAAAGGACUUGUUAAAGCAAUAGAUCAUGGGGCUUUCACACGUGUUGUCCAUGAGGAUACUCAAGUCCAAGUAGUAAAGUCGAUGCCAACGAUGGCAAGCGCGAAGCAACCCACCAUUGCUAUUAUUACAGCUCAAUAUUGUGAAAAACUUGCUGUGGAUUCAUUAAUUGAGAAUAAGGAAACCUUUGUUCGUUACACGACUGUUGGUACCGCAAGUUCAUCAGAUGCAAUAGACGGAAUUCCGCGGGUGAUAUGCCGUUUUGGAGAAUCAAAUGUGUAUACUUUGGGCAAUAUCGGUGCGCAUAGGAUUGUGUGCACUAAACUACCAACUGUGGGACAUACCAGAGAAGCAAUGACCGCAGCUGGCAAUACCACUACUAGAUUGUUGGGUACAUUUCAAAAAGUGGAUUUUGUUUUUCUUGUCGGAGUUGGUGGUGGUGUUCCUCAUUAUACAGAUUACAAUAAACACGUGCGAUUGGGCGAUGUGGUGAUAUCACAUCCAAUGCCCCUCAAUAAGAAAUAUGCAUACGUUUAUUGUGAAAGUGCUAAAAUGAAUGAAAGCGAGAACUAUCAUUUUGAGACUAAGGAAUAUUGCCCGCCAAAUCUUGGUCUGCAAGAAAUCGCAGCAACUUUGAAGAAACAGGCUGAAAAUGAGACGUUUCCGCCAUGGCAAUUAUACAUGAAGGAAGGUUUGCAGAAUUUGGUCAAUCAAUCAGAACAUGAUUUUAAUGCGCCACCACCAGAAUCUGAUAAACUAUAUAUGGCUAUUGGAGAGAGGGAUGUCAUCGAAGUAUCUCAUCCAAUCGCUCCUCAAGAUUCCAUAAAUAAAAGAACUGAUAGAUGCUCCCGAAUUCAUUUGGCACCAGUAGCUUCUGGCCGACAAGUCGCACGAGAUGAUCAACUUAGACAAAAGUUUGCGAGCCGAUUCGGUGCGCUCGCAUUUGAUGCAGAAAUGGAUGCUGUCGUAGAGAGUAUCUUGGGUAAUUGUCGCGAAAAUUUCAUUGUAAUCCGCGGAAUUGCCGAUUACAAAGACGGCACUCGAAUCAAAGAAUGGCAACCAUACGCGGCAUUAGCGGCAGCCAGCGUAAUGAAAGCUAUUAUCUGUGCUAUGGAUCCACCAAUUAAUGACUAAUAUCAUUUCUCGUCUAGUUUUUUUAACUUUAUUUUACAUAGUAUAACAAUGCAACGCGCAUAAUUUUUCGUAGGACAAAGAAUGAAAUCUAAAAUCAAAAUAGCACAUAUUACAUG